AUGUUUAAAAAACUGUUUUCUUUUCUUGCACUGGCCUUACUGCUGCUGGUGGCGGUUUUGCUGUUUAACACUUUACGCGCAAAACCCUGGCCCCUGCACAAAGCAGCUGUGCUGGAACCCUUACCCGAUUCGGCUAUUCUGCACAUGAGCCAGGCCAUCCGCAUUGCCACCGUUUCACCAGAAGAUACUUUGCGCAUUGACAGUGUACAUUUUAACCAGUUCCGUCUUUUUUUAGAGCGGUCAUACCCAUUGGUUCACCAGCAGCUCAGCAGAACUAUUAUAAAAAAUUACAGUUAUGUGUAUGAAUGGAAGGGUUCGGACAGCACAUUAAAUCCCAUUAUACUUAUGGGUCAUUACGAUGUGGUACCUGUGGAGCCCUCAGCCGUAAAACUCUGGACAGUACAGCCUUUUGGCGGAGAAAUAAAGGACAGUAUUAUAUGGGGAAGGGGCGCGGUAGACGACAAGGCGGCAGUGAUUUCUAUACUGGAAGCCUCAGAGCAUUUACUGAAAAUGGGCUUUAAACCGGUACGAACUAUCCUUCUGUGUUUUGGCCACAAUGAAGAGUCUACAGGUACGGGCGCCAUUGCCACCGUUGAUUACCUGCAGAAAAGAAAAAUCAGGGCAGAUAUGGUAAUUGAUGAGGGAGGAGAAAUUACUACCGGCAAAAUGAAAGACGUGAAGCGCCCCAUUGCCAUGAUUGGUGUAGCAGAGAAAGGAUAUGUAACAUUUGAGUUGGCAGUGCAAAAGCCAGGGGGUCAUUCCUCCAAACCAGCCAAAGAAACCGCCAUUGAUAUACUGGCAACGGCGUUGUUUAAAUUAAGAAGUGUGCAAAUGCCUUUCCGCCUUACGGAUCCGGUAAAAGAAUUUUUACAGCGGGUAAGCGGUUCUUCAGAUAAUUUUCUGAACAGAACUGCACUUUCCAAUAUGUGGCUUUUUUCAUCCACCGUUCAGCAGACAUUGGCCAAUACACCGGAAGGGGAAGCCAUGCUGCGCACCACCAUUGUGCCCACUAUCUUGGAAAGCGGUAUCAGGGAAAAUGUAAUACCUACCAAUGCUAAAGCUAUUGUAAACAGCCGCAUCCUUACCGGCGAAACCACCCGGCAGGUGCAGGAUUUUAUCAGCAAAGCCAUCAACGACGACCGGGUUACGAUUACUAUAAAAGGGGAUUUCAAUACAGAGCCAUCUCCCCUUACCGAUACUAAAUCUCCGGCUUUCAGGAUAAUGGAAGAAGCCGUUUACCAGACGCUGGACGAUGUGAUACCGGUUCCCUAUACGAUGCUGGGGGCGAGCGAUUCAAGAAACUACAGGGCCAUCAGCAAUGGCGUUAUUAAUUUUACACCGCUUAUGAACAGCAAGGGGUUUCAUGGCAUAGAUGAAAGGUUGCCGAUUAAAGAUUUUCAGCGGAGUAUCAAUUUUUUUGCCAGCAUUAUUAAAGAAAGUGGAAAACCCAUUGCUGUGCAGGGUAAAUAG
This is a messenger RNA of Ostertagia ostertagi, 1470 nucleotides long. NCBI's taxonomy places the organism in Eukaryota, Metazoa, Nematoda, Chromadorea, Rhabditida, Trichostrongylidae. The record is from the annotation of a GenBank genome assembly.